Molecule: messenger RNA, 3038 nt
Organism: Acanthochromis polyacanthus (spiny chromis)
Lineage: Eukaryota; Metazoa; Chordata; Actinopteri; Pomacentridae
Product: G-protein-signaling modulator 2-like
Exons: 15
Coding region: 138-2222 (694 amino acids)
Molecular function (GO): protein binding; GTPase regulator activity
Source: RefSeq, a predicted model, not a curated record
CUUCCUCCAGAUGGACGAGUGAGUACAAAUGUCAACAGCUGGCUCAAAACGGUAGCUAGUCCAGGAGUUUAGUACUUUUUUCUUACUUUUUUUCCUAACACCGAAGUUAUGUUUGACGUGUUCUCUUCAGUUUGAGGAUGGAGGCAUCAUGUUUGGACCUGGCUCUGGAAGGUGAGCGGCUCUGUAAGGCUGGUGAUUACCGCGCAGGUGUGUCCUUCUUUGAAUCUGCCAUCCAGGUUGGAACGGAGGACCUCCAAAUCCUCAGCGCCAUCUACAGUCAGCUGGGAAAUGCCUACUUUCACCUUCAAGACUAUAAUAAAGCCCUGGAGUACCAUCGGCAUGACCUCACACUCACCAGAACGAUUGGAGAUGAAGUUGGUGAGGCGAAAGCCAGUGGUAACCUUGGGAAUACAUUAAAGCUUUUAGGGCGAUAUGAAGAAGCUGUGGUUUGUUGCCAAAGACAUUUGGAUAUAACAAGAGCCAUAUAUGAUAAGGUUGGGCAGGCUCGAGCGCUGUAUAAUUUCGGAAACGUUUACCACGCCAAGGGCAAGAGCCUCUGCUGGACUGGAGCAGAGCCAGGAGAGUUUCCAGAGGAGGCCAGGAUAGCCCUGAGGAAAGCUGCACAAUACUAUGAAGCAAACCUGUGCCUGGUGAAGGAGUCAGGUGAUCGGGCAGCUCAGGGUCGUACCUACGGGAAUCUUGGUAACACUUACUAUCUGCUGGGUGACUUUGAAACCGCAGUAGCUGCGCAUGAAAAGCGACUUCUCAUUGCUAAGGAGUUUGGUGAUAAGUCUGCUGAGCGGAGGGCCCACUGCAACCUUGGCAAUGCAAACAUAUUCCUCAGCCAGUUUGACGCGGCGGCUGGUCAUUACAAGAGGACUCUGCAGCUGGCCAGGCUUUUGAAGGACAGAGCUGUGGAGGCUCAGGCCUGCUACAGUCUAGGAAACACCUACACACUACUGCAAGACUAUGAGAGAGCCAUUGAUUAUCACCUCAAACAUCUGGUCAUUGCUCAGGACCUCCACGACCGAGUUGGUGAAGGAAGAGCAUACUGGAGUCUAGGAAAUGCCCACACUGCCCUGGGGAAUCAUGAGCAAGCAAUGUAUUUCGCUGAAAAACAUCUGGAAAUUGCCAAAGAGACUGGAGAUAAAAGUGGCGAGGUGACAGCCAGGAUGAAUCUGUCAGACCUGCGGCUGGUUGUAGGCCUGAAAUCCAACCCCAACAUCCAUCACAACAUCUUCCGCAACACCAAUACUAAUAGCUCUGCUCUACAAAUAAGCUACCAGGGUUACCCCAGCCCACCAGUGGUCAAGUCUCCAUCAUGGAGAGGAGGUACUGCAGAGAACCUGGAGCCCAAGAGUCCAAGUCCGGACAAAAAUCAAAGUGGAGACUCUCCGGCACAUCCAGACUGGGAGGAGGACGUAUUUCCUGGGUCUUCAAAAAACAACACCAUCAAGGCCUCCACAAAGCUGUUCCUCUUCCACCGACUAAAAAGCAAGAAGCAGAAGAACAACAAAUCGCCUCCUAAAGAGCAGCAUGAAAACUGCACCGAGCACACAGCUCCUGAACUUGACACACCAGUGUCUCCUAAGGCGGGAUCACGGGACACUAUCGGGGAGGACGGCUUUUUCGACCUCCUCUCUCGUUUCCAGGGCAACAGAAUGGACGACCAAAGGUGUACACUUGAUGGCCAGAGCCAUCUCCCUGCCCACCCCUCUCCCUCCUCCACCCUACCUGUAUCUGAAGCCAAAUCCAUUUCGGAGCACGAAACACCAUUGCAGGAUCCUGGUCAUUUCCUGGAGCUGCUGGCCAGCUCCCAGGCCCGUCGUCUAGACGACCAACGAGUAAACCUGAGCCAUUUUCCUGGCUUACGGCUCAGCGCCUCCAACCUGCCUCGUACACUCUCCACCUCCAGCAUAGAUCAAGUCCCAUCACAAGCGCCCAUCUCCAGUACAGAUACACCUCACACACCCUCCCUGUACGGUCGCCUCGAGGCCAGCACUGAGCAGCCAGAGGGAGACGAUGUCUUCUUUGACAUGCUAGUGAAGUGUCAGGGCUCCAGACUGAACGACCAGCGGUGUGCCGCUCCACCAUCUACAACUAAAGGACCAACUGUACCAGAUGAGGAUUUCUUCAGUCUCAUUCUACAUUCUCAGUCCAACAGAAUGGAGGAGCAGCGGGUUCCACCUCCCCCUGGUGUCACACAGUCCAAACCAGACUGACUUCCAAGCGUGAUUUGUCAUUUUAUCUCAGGAUGUCAAAUGAAGUAAACAAGCUUCUUUUUUUUUUUUUAAUCAACAUCUUGUUUUUUUUAACCCACAAUACUCUUUUUGGAUUUUCCUGACAACUGUUUUGCUGCCAGACUGCCAUGAGUUGAAGGGACACUAGAAGGAGUGAAAAAAUACAAAACUGACCUGGGAAAGUUUAGGAUUAAGAUUUAAGAACUUAUUUUUAUAUAGCAACCAGUGUUUUCAGGUAGUCAUCUUUUUUGUGGGGGCUAAAGCAGUUGACUGCUUUUAUCAGGGACCUCCAGUGUACUAGUGACGUCGGCCCAGUCUGGAGGCUUGCAUCAAGUAGCUCGCACAAGCUGAGCUGCGGUGGUUCAUGUUGGACUAAGAGUACUGUAAAUAGAGGCUUUUUUUUAAUGAUAAAUGAGAGAUAUUCUAUGAACCCAGGGUUCUGCAAUUAAGAAAACUGGAACAGAUUGUGGCCCAUUUUGCUCAUUUCCAGCUUCAUGUUGGUUUGAAUCGAUGUCAGACCUCUCCAGCAGCAAGUCAUCAUAGGGUCAGAAGGAAAAACUCCUCUGGGAAAUAAAGGCCACAUCCACGGCGACACUGGUGACUAGUGGAGCAUUUAUAAUAUCUGCUUCCAGAUAUUGCUUUUAAAGACUGUCAGUUUUACUGUGUUACAGUUGUAUGGGUUCUUCUAUUAACAAAAAGUGAAAUGGGAUUUUCAGCUAGUAUUUAAAAAAAAAAUGUCAUAGCUUUUUUACUGAUGCCUUCUCCUGGCAAUGGAGAAAUAAAAUCUCAUUUAAUGUA